AUGGUUUUUUCCUUCACUUCUCUUGGUGGAAGAGUAGAGAGGUCUCUGAAAAAAGGUAGAGGCCCUGAUAUGUUUCAGCUUCAAGGAGAAAAUUAUCAUUUAUUGGGUGCUGGUAUCACACCACCUGAGGGAGGUACACCAAAGUUUGGACAGCUAUAUAUAGUUGAUACGGAGAAUGAAGUUGAAAACAGAGCAAAAUGUUUAAGCCUGGGUAAACAGAAAAUUCAAGUCAAGAAAAAGGAUCAUCUCAGAAAAGAUAUUAUAGAGACUUUGAUGAAGAUGUUGAAUGAAGUCAAUCCAUAUGUUAAAAAGUUUAGAUCAGCAAGGGACCGCUUCAACACAGAUCCUGAGAACUCUUUUCAUAUGAGGAUUGUUAGUGAGAGGUUAAAGGAUGGAAGGACAUAUAACACACCCACAGCUUCAGAGGUUGCUGCGCUGAUUCCUGGAGAUUUUAGUCUUGAUAUGGACAGAAGGGAUAUUGUUCUACAAAAAAGUUCAGGAAAACUACUGAGAAUAAACGAGAUUCAUGCUUCCUAUCUUGCACUUCAGUAUCCUCUUUUGUUUACAUUUGGUGAAGAUAAAUUCAGACUUGGUAUUAAGAAAGGAGCAACAGAAAAGACGAAAAAACAAAAGAAGCCUAAUAUCAGUAUGAGGCAAUGGUUUGCUUUUCGCCUUCACGAGCGUAAGAACGAAUCUCAUUCUCUCCUACAUUCUAGAAGGCUAUUUCAGCAGUUUGUGGUGGAUGCCUUCACCACGAUUGAGUCUAAUCAUAGCUAUGAUUCUAUUAAAGAGUCUGAGAACGCAGGAAAAGAGGAUAUGAAUCAGCAAGGAACUGAGUUUACAUUACCAGCUUCAUUCGUAGGGAGUCCUAGAUAUAUGAAGAAUUGUUACUUGGAUGCUAUGGCAAUAUGUAAGCAUUUUGGAUUCCCUGAUUUUUUCAUCACUUUCACAUGUAAUCCCAAAUGGCCAGAGAUCACAAGAUAUGUUAAGGCAAGGAAACUAAAGGCUGAAGACAGAUCAGACAUUAUCUGUAGGAUUUUCAAGAUCAAACUUGAUUCUUUGAUGGAUACUCUAACCAAAAAAAAUAUAUUGGGAGAGACACAGUCAUCUAUGUACACUGUUGAGUUCCAGAAACGGGGUUUACCACAUGCUCACAUUCUCUUAUUCAUGAAGAAGUUAAAGAAGCCUACAACAGCCGAUAUUGACGACAUUAUUUCUGCAGAGAUUCCUAACAAGAAGGAAGAACCAGAACUGUAUGAGGUCGUUAAAGAUAUGAUGAUUCAUGGUCCAUGUGGAAGAGCUAAUACUAAUUCUCCAUGUAUGGAAAAUGGUCGUUGCUCUAAGUCAUAUCCUAAAUUAUUUUCUGAGAAGACCACUAUUAACAAAGAAGGUUUUCCGGUUUACAAGAGGCGUGAGCAGUCACAUAACUUUGUUAUGAAGAGUGGAGUGAGGUGUGACAAUCGGCAUGUCAUUCCUUACAACCGGAAGUUAUCUCUUCUAUACAGAGCUCAUAUCAACGUCGAGUGGUGCAACCAAGUUGGGUCUAUAAAGUAUUUAUUCAAAUACAUUAAUAAAGGACAGGACCGUGUCACAGUUGCUGUUGAACCACCAGACCACAUUGUUGCAAGUGAGUUAGGAGAUGUUGAGAUUACUAAAGAGAAUCUUGAUAAGAAAAGAAAUGAACUCAAGGAAUUCUUCGAUUGCAGAUACGUGUCAACAUGUGAAGGAACAUGGAGAGUAUUCAAAUUUCCUAUUCACUAUCGAUCAACUGCUGUUGAAAAGCUUAGUUUCCAUCUCCCCGGAAAGCAAGUUAUUACAUUCAGAAGGAAAGACAAAUUGAAAGCAGUUGUCACCCGAAAGCUCAUUGAAAAUACAAUGUUCUUAGCUUGGUUUGAGUUGAACAAGACUGACUCCUUCGCAAGAACAUUGACCUAUGCUCAGAUCCCAAGCUUCUAUACUUACAAUAAAAGGUUAAAGAAGUUCAACAGGAGGAAACGGGGAUUUGCUUUGGGGAGGAUUAACUAUGCUCCUAGGACCCAAGAAGAUGCUUAUUACUUGCGUGUAUUGUUGAAUGUUGUCAGGGGACCCACGAGUUAUGAGGAGAUUAAAACAUACCAAGAUGUUCUCUAUCCGAGCUACAAAGAAGCAUGUAAUGCUCGUGGGUUAUUAGAUGAUGAUCAGGAGUACAUUGAUGACAUAGUAAGAAGAAGUUUUGAGAGCACAGCAAGUGAGCUACGGAAAGUGUUUGUUAUGAUGCUUAUGAGUAACACUUUAUCUAAGCCUGAGUCAGUAUGGGAAAACACUUGGAUGUUUUUAUCUGAAGAUAUUGAGCACUCUAGGAGAAGGAAUUUUAAUAGACCAGGUCUGAUGCUGAGUGAUGACGACAAAAAGAAGUAUGCUUUACUUGAGAUUGAAAAAAUCUUGAAACGAUCUGGAACUUCACUCGCAAAAUUUGAUUCUAUGCCUAAACCGCCAAAGAUAAGUGUCCACGAUGAAAAUGUCUUGGUGCUAGACGAACGCAGCUAUGAGCGUUCUGAUUUGUUAGAGACUCUUCGAAGAGAUCUGCUGAAGAUGACUUGCGAGCAAAGAAAGAUAUAUGAGGAGAUUCUUUCUGCUGUUAAUAAAGGAGAUGGUGGAAUGUUUUUUGUUAGUGGUUUUGGUGGAACAGGGAAAACUUUCCUAUGGAAAUUGCUUUCUGCAGCUAUCAGAUCCAGAGGAGAUAUUGUUCUAAACGUGGCUUCGAGCGGCAUUGCAUCACUGUUGUUGCCUGGUGGUCGGACAGCACAUUCCAGAUUCGGGAUUCCUCUAAAUCCAAACGAGUUUUCUUCAUGUACUAUGAAGCAUGGAAGUGACCAAGCUAAUUUAGUGAAAGCCUCAUCACUUAUCAUCUGGGAUGAAGCGCCUAUGAUGAGCAAGCAUUGUUUUGAGGCUUUGGAUAAAAGUUUAUCUGAUAUUGUUGGGAAACACGACACACAACCAUUUGGUGGAAAGGUUAUCGUGUUUGGUGGUGAUUUUAGGCAAGUUUUGCCUGUUAUAAAUGGUGCUGGUAGAGCUGAAAUAGUUAUGGCCUCACUUAACUCAUCCUAUCUUUGGACGCACUGCAAAGUUCUUAAGCUCUCCAAGAAUAUGAGAUUGCUAUCAGCAGGAUUGUCACCAGCAGAGGCAAAGGAUCUUCAAGAAUUUUCUGAGUGGAUAUUAAAAGUUGGUGAUGGUAAACUUUCAGAGCCUAAUGAUGGUGAGACAGAGAUAGAAAUUCCCUCUGAAUUUUUGAUUACAGAUUGUAAUGAUCCUAUAGAAGCAAUCAGCGAAGAGAUUUAUGGCACAGCAACUUCAUUGCAUGAAAAGAAAGAUGCAAUUUUUUUUCAAGAGAGAGCUAUCCUCUGUCCAACUAACGAGGAUGUUAAUACAGUUAAUGAAUAUAUGUUGGACAAGCUAGAAGGUGAGGAAAAAAUUUAUAACAGUGCUGAUAGCAUUGAUCCCUCUGAUACAGGUGCUGUGAACAAUGAAGCUCUUAGUGCGGAUUUUCUAAACACAAUUAAGGUUCCUGGUUUACCAAACCAUAGUCUUAGACUGAAGGUUGGUUGUCCUGUUAUGGUUCUGAGAAACAUUGCACCUACUGAUGGCUUAAUGAAUGGGACAAGACUGCAGAUCACUCAGCUAAUGGAUUUUAUGGUUCAAGCUAGGAUUAUAACAGGAGAGAGGAUUGGGGAGAUAGUUGAUAUUCCUAGAUUGCUAAUAACCUCUUCUGACACCAGAUUGCCUUUUAAAAUGAGGAGAAGGCAACUGCCUCUUGCUGUGGCUUUUGCAAUCACAAUCAACAAAAGUCAAGGGCAAUCGCUAUCUAAAGUAGGUCUUUAUCUACCAAGACCUGUCUUUUCACAUGGUCAGUUAUAUGUUGCUGUUUCUAGAGUGACUUCCAAAAAGGGAUUGAAAAUUCUGAUUUUAGACGAAGAUGGCAAACCACAGAAACAAACUAAGAAUGUAGUUUUCAAAGAAGUUUUCGACAACCUUUAA
Molecule: messenger RNA, 4014 nt
Organism: Brassica napus (rape)
Lineage: Eukaryota; Viridiplantae; Streptophyta; Magnoliopsida; Brassicales; Brassicaceae
Exons: 7
Coding region: 1-4014 (1337 amino acids)
Biological process (GO): DNA repair; telomere maintenance
Molecular function (GO): DNA helicase activity
Source: RefSeq, a predicted model, not a curated record